GUGAUUGCUGUCAUGAAGUCUAGAGGGGUUUAAACAAGUCAAAAUUCACAUAUCAAUCCCACAUUGUUAAUACAAGCACAUAAAGUUUCAUACAUUGUUCUGAGAACAUGGAAAAACGAUAUUCAUCAUGGUAAAUAGAUCAGAAGGCACUUAACAGGAGGACGCCAAAUAGGCUAGUGUGCGCAGGCCAGGCAGGUAAUCGGAUUACACUUCAGACAAACCACACACGAGCUCGUUAUGUACAGUUCACCACCACUGUACGAUAAAUGCUUAAUUCACAUCCUGUUUUUACUCUCACUCACAAUGCCGCUCUUUAUUAAUAGAGACCAGAUCUUUGCUCAUCAAGUCCACCUCCUAGAGCACAAACUGCGGAGUAAAGAGGAGCAUAUUUUGGAGUUGGAAACAGAGAAUGCUCUCCUUCAUUUGAGACUCGCUAAGUGUUUGGGUAAACUUCGCCAUGAGAGGGAAGAGGAAAUUCAUGCCCAUAGAAAGAAACAUCAGCAGCAGCGGAAAGUGCAGAAGUCCACAAAUGCAACUCUCUCCAAACUCCUGUCUGAAGUUCAGAUGCUGAAACAGGACUUGAAGGAUGUUUUUACUAUCUACGUGGGGUUUGCUAAAGAGCUGGAGGAGCAAAGCAAGCAGCUGUUUGAAUGUGUUGGCACGGCCAGAAAUGCUACUCAGGAUCUCCAAAGUGAUGACCCUCAGAAGCUCCGGGUUCAGGUGACUGCACUUGAGCACUCUUUACAGGAAGAGAAAGAGAAGUGUAGAGAGGAGCGAGUGAGGAGGAGGCUGCUCCACAACACCUUGGUUGAGCUGAGGGGGAAUAUCAGGGUUCACUGCAGGGUGCGUCCAAUUCUGCACUUUGACCACAUCCCAGGAUCACCUACAACCAAUGGGUCUUCAUUAUGUGAAGCAGUGGUGCAGGCCAUCAAUGAUGACUCUGUUUUUGUGAACUGCGCCAAAACCUCAAGUCCUGUAAUGAACAAAAUAUUUGAGUUUGAAAGAGUACAUGGUCCAGAAGACAGCCAAGAGACUGUGUUUGAGGAGGUGAAACCCCUUCUAACCUCUCUACUUGAUGGGUAUAAUGUAUGUAUCAUGGCAUAUGGUCAGACGGGCAGUGGGAAGACACACACAAUGAUUGGCUCCCAGUCUAAGGAGCUCACAGCUGCAGUGCAGGUCGCUCAACAGGGCAUCAUUCCAAAAGCAGCCAAUGAGCUUUUUAAGCUGAUCUCUGAGAAGCCAGUGGACAGUCAUACGGUGGAGAUGUCCGUGGUGGAGGUCUAUAAUAAUGAAGUUCUGGACCUGCUGGCCAGAGAUGAAGAUGGGGCGACAGUUGGGGUGAAGAGAGAGGUCAUCACCACCAGCAAAGGCACCAGUGAGGUGCCCUGCCUAACAAAUGAGUUGGUACGGAGCUCUGCAGAGGUGAUGCAGCUGAUCAAUUCUGUGUUGAAACUAAGAUCUCACAGUCCCACCCUGGUGCACAUGGACUCCUCCAGAUCUCAUUUCAUCGUCACUCUCACCGUCACCUCCAGAAGCCCAGAUGCACUGGCUCUAGCUCGUAGGCUGCAGAAGGCCAGACAGGACGUCCAGCGAGUGUCUCAGAAGGAGUGGUGGAGCCCGCGCUGCCGCAGGGCCGCCUCUUCACGCUCAUCUAGCCCCGCCUCCUCGCCGUCCCAUUCCCCCUGUCACUCACCAUCCCCUUCUCCCCGUCACUCACCAUGCCCCUCUCCUCGACCCAGCAUCACACAGACCCCCCUCAAGACCAAGCUGCAGUUAGUGGACCUGGCUGGGAGCGAGUGUGUGGGGAUGUCAGGUGUGACCGGUGCUGCUCUGUGGGAAAGCUCCUGUAUAAACCGCAGUCUCUCGGCUUUGUCUGAUGUUCUGGGAGCUCUGGCCGAACGACGACCCCACGUCCCCUACCGCAACAGCAAACUAACACAUCUGCUACAGGACGCCAUCGGAGGGGAUGCUAAGCUUCUGAUAAUGCUGUGUGUAUCUCCUACUCAACGCUUCCUCACUGAAUCUCUUCAGUCCCUGGGCUUCGGUGCCAGAGCCAGACAGGUCCAGAGAGAGCCACCACGCAGGAAGAACACGGCUCUGAAGAUGAAGUGACAAACAGGAGAUCCAUUUAAUAGUAAAAAGAUGCUUGUGUAUUUUUAUUUGUAUGCAUU
This is a messenger RNA of Rhinichthys klamathensis goyatoka, 2171 nucleotides long. It is a transcript of the gene kif25, whose product is annotated as kinesin family member 25. The coding region runs from base 238 to 2112 and encodes 624 amino acids. Gene Ontology annotation, biological process: microtubule-based movement. Lineage: Eukaryota; Metazoa; Chordata; Actinopteri; Cypriniformes; Leuciscidae. Gene Ontology annotation, molecular function: microtubule binding; microtubule motor activity; ATP binding. The transcript is spliced from 15 exons. The record is from RefSeq and is a predicted model, not a curated record.